GGUGUAACGGGCGGAGAGGUGCCAGUCUGAAAGUGCCAGCGGAGAGGGCGGGACUCCGCUGGUCACGAGGCCGUUACGGAUCGGUACAACGGAAGAGUCGCUACAGAUAUGGAAAUCUACAGUACACUAUCAGUACAUCAAUCAUAGCCAACAGUUGGGGGAAAUAUACAAAUCAGAAGACACCGGAAGACAAAGAUGGCGGCUAUUGUGGAGUAUAGCUACGUAUUCUAGGAAUCUGCCAUUCGGGGUAGAGGUUCCAGGUACAGUAACUCCUCCCGCCCACCAUUUUCCUCCCUUUCCACCGUCCGCGCUGGCACCUGUCUCGCCCCCAGUCAAACCCACUCGGUUCCGGCUGCCCUGCUGCACGUUUUCCUCUCCCUCCUCCCCCAUCCACUCCCAGCCUUGUCUUCUGUUUCUUCCUCUUUCCUGUCAUCCUAAAUUAUACUUCGGAGAAGCUCUAUGGACGUUUGUCUUUCCGCUCGAUCGCCCUACACUCCAGCGGCUCAACCCGCGCAUUCAAUCCUCCGCCCUCGGUCUUGACCGUCUCUCGCCGCCCAUCCUGCCCAGCCGGUCGCUCUCUCGGCCUAAUCCUUUUUUGCUCCUCGCCCAAUUUUCAUUCGGUGCUCGGAACGCCUGACGCGACCAGUAUAUACUUCUCGAGUGUCUACCGCCUCAUCCCUGUAUCCCGCUAUCACCAGCGAGCCAUUCCACCAUGGAGCCCCGCCCCGUGACGGCGGAACCGUCUAACAAACGGCCGCGGUCUCCUGGAGGCGACCACCCGCAAGCCCAUCAAUCCAAAAUGCCCAAGACACACUCGAAUCACCUCCAGAUCAACUAUCUCGCACGCCAGUACCCGGAUAAUCUACCUCUAGUCGCGCCGGACGAUACGAUGCCCGCGAUCAUCCACUUGAUUGGCGAAUAUGACGGAGUGCUUCAUCGCCAUGAAAGUAUUGCCGGAAACUUGGGCGCAUGUCCGCUGGGUCCGAUUCUGAUCAAACGCUUUGAGCGCUUGUUCGAUGGACCCCCGCGCGUGCUCAAGUCGCACGGCAAGGAUGGUCCCACCGUGACCUGGUUGGAUGUAGUCGAGUUCGCCAAGAACAAGCCCGAGCAGUUCAAUCUGGAAAAAUCGCGGAACGGUGUUCGGGUCUGCCAGUUUUAUACGAAACAGUGUCGAGUAGAGAUUAGUGAGGAGGACUUUGUGCUUAUUGCGUCGGGCAUGCCGCAGAAGAUGAUCCCUCCCCAACCUAUCAUUGAAGAUGAGGAGAAGGAGCUGGGUGCGCUGGAGAUUUUGGAGAAGAAUCUUCAACAAAUCAUUCAAAUGGCUGACCAAGUCUCCGCUCGAGCCCGUCAGCUAAGCUACCGUCUGAAGAACCGGCGCACGGCAAUUGUCAGUCGUCGCGAGAACGAUGCUUCUCUCAAUGCGCAAACGCGCGCUGCCGCUGCCGACGUCUGGCGUGACAUGAAAACCACCGGUCCUACAAACGGGCAGUCGGCUGCCUCCCCAUCGGGGUUUGUGGCAGUUAAUGCAAACCGCCCAGAAGGCGAGUCGGAGGAAGCCCCGCUUCCAUCGCAGUUUAUGUUCUCGCAUUCGAAUACGGAAAAUAUCACCAUUAUCAAUGGAACCUCGAUCAAGGGCGCAUCACCCACGACGCGAGCGGAUCUGAUGAAGAAGUUUUUCACAACGGCUGACCGUCAAGCUCGUGGCUAUGACGAAGUCACCGGUACGACCAAUCCGAUCCAACCUCGACCUCGACCUCAAGCCUCCGAUCCAGCGGACUAUAGCAUCUGGAACAGUACCAACAACGGCUGCGCCAGCGGCGGCAAUGACACCGGCACUGCCCCAGGAAGCGGCAACAACACCAGCAACAACAUUCUCAAUAACAGUACGACGCCGGUCGCCAUCCCUGGAACUCCGUCCUCAUUGCUACCACCACCAAAAACUACCCCACAGGAAAAGGACGAUGGGGGCCCCUACAAGCUGGAGAUGGUUGCGCGGAUGGAGGAGCUUCAGCGCGGCGAGCGCGUCAACCCACCCUGUGACCGAUGUCGCCGCCUUCACAUGGACUGCCUCAAAAACCUGACUGCCUGUAUGGGCUGCACCAAGAAGCACGCCAAAUGCUCCUGGCGCGACGUCAAAGAAGACGAAAUACGAGCCCCAUGGGGUCCAUCAGCACUCCGCGAGCCUCGAGAAAUCCGCGAGUCCCACGAGCGCAUGGAAGACGACCGCCUCCCCCCUCUCAAUCUACCGGGUCUCGUGCCCUCCCAGGGCGCCCCAAUCUCCGCCGAACGAGAGCGAUACGGACGAUUAGACCGCCCAGCCCGGCUCUCCGAGACCCCCAGCGACCCGCAAUACUCCCAGCACAACCGCCACGAGUCUGCGCCCGGUGCGCCUCACUUUAGCCCCGGCUCGGGCGCGUCGAUGGGUCUGCCUGCGUCUGAGAGAUCACCCCGCCGCGCCGUGAGCGAGACGGAGGGUGGUAGUCGUGGACUGCAGCAUGGGCCCCCGCCUCCUCGACAUGCGGAGGAUGAUGAUCCGGAUGCGAAUCAGCGACUGAUGCAGGCUAUUCUUGAUACGGUGGAUCACCACGCACGGGUGGCGGCUGCCGUGCAGGAAAAGGAGCGCGGUGCCGAGCGUGCUGGGGAGAGUCAGUCGAACCCUCAUAAGGAGCGGGAUGUCGAGCGUGAGCGUAAGCGUGAACGGGAAAGGGAGCGCGAACGUGAGCGCGAUCGCGAUCGAGACCGGGACCAUGAGCGGCGCAUGGUGCAGGCUUAAAUGUCUCGGUGUGCUUCGCCCGAUAUGUACUAUGUCUUUUUCAUGUUUUCAUCCUUAUAUUGCGACAUGGCUUUUCUCCUCUUUAUUGUAUAGCUGUGAGCGACGGCGAACCGGGAAUGGGGUUAGGGAGUUGCGAUUUUCAUUUGAGCGUAUAUAAUUCUUAUAUAUCCAUGAUCCUCUUCUGUGUUUUAGUUGCUAUGAUAGCAAAUGCAUCAUUAAUCCAGUGUGACUGACCGUUCCAUCUUGAAAUAUCGGCAGUUCCAUCUCUC
Molecule: messenger RNA, 3042 nt
Organism: Penicillium brasilianum
Lineage: Eukaryota; Fungi; Ascomycota; Eurotiomycetes; Eurotiales; Aspergillaceae
Source: the annotation of a GenBank genome assembly